Helianthus annuus (common sunflower) is the source of this 652-nucleotide messenger RNA. RefSeq names its product 60S ribosomal protein L36-2. The coding region runs from base 112 to 444 and encodes 110 amino acids. Gene Ontology annotation, molecular function: structural constituent of ribosome. Gene Ontology annotation, cellular component: cytosolic large ribosomal subunit; ribosome. The transcript has 4 exons. Gene Ontology annotation, biological process: cytoplasmic translation. The record is from RefSeq and is a predicted model, not a curated record. Lineage: Eukaryota; Viridiplantae; Streptophyta; Magnoliopsida; Asterales; Asteraceae.
AGCCCAAUGUCCGAAGCGAUCCUCAGUAUAAAAGAGAGCCCAAAACCUAAACCCUAAUCGUCUCACGUUCCUCAACCGUACAGCCGAUCCAGAUUUACGCCAAGGAAGGAGAUGGCGCCCAAGCAGCCUAACACAGGCCUCUUUGUUGGAUUGAACAAGGGCCAUGUUGUCACCAAGAAGGAGUUGGCCCCUCGUCCAUCUGACAGGAAAGGCAAAACAAGCAAAAGGGUUCAUUUUGUGAGGAGUUUGAUCCGUGAAGUAGCUGGAUUUGCGCCAUAUGAGAAGAGGAUUACUGAGCUGUUGAAGGUUGGAAAGGACAAGCGGGCAUUGAAGGUGGCUAAGAGAAAGUUGGGCACCCACAAGAGGGCAAAGAAGAAGAGAGAGGAGAUGUCCAGCGUUCUCCGCAAGAUGAGAGCUGGUGGAGGUGCAGAAAAGAAGAAGUGAGGUCUUUGUUUUCUAAAUUUUGGUAACAUCUGUAUAACUUAUUUUAUCAAGGAUUGAACUUAAGCUAGUUGUAGUUUGUCUUAUAUUUUGCGGCCCUUUUUUCAGAAUUGGGAUUUAUCUACUUGUUCUUUUUCUAAAAAUUAUCUUUUUUAUACGACUUAAGUGCUUAUGGUAUUUGUUUGAUGAGUGAACCUAUUACUUUGGUUUG